GUACCCUUUCACGUAAAAAAGUAGUCCAGAGUUUACUACACCCUCCCUCCCCCCUCCCACCUCGUGCUGUGCUGAGUUUAGAAGUCUUCCUUAUAGAAGUCUUCCGUAUAGAACUCUUCCGGAGGAAGGAGGGAGGACCCCCCCCCUUUGCUCUCCCAGCAUGCAUUGUGUCAACGCCAUUGCACUGAGCUGGUCGAAGAAGUAAGCCGCUAGCUUGCGACUCUACUCUUAUCUUAACUUAGCUCGGCUUCCUGCUGGUACCCUUUGUGCCAUGUCUGAUAACAAGAAGCCAGACAAAGCCCACAGUGGCUCAGGUGGUGACGGUGAUGGGAAUAGGUGCAAUUUAUUGCACCGGUACUCCCUGGAAGAAAUUCUGCCUUAUCUAGGGUGGCUGGUCUUCGCUGUUGUCACAACAAGUUUUCUGGCGCUCCAGAUGUUCAUAGACGCCCUUUAUGAGGAGCAGUAUGAAAGGGAUGUGGCCUGGAUAGCCAGGCAAAGCAAGCGCAUGUCCUCUGUCGAUGAGGAUGAAGACGAUGAGGAUGAUGAGGAUGACUACUACGACGACGAGGACGACGACGACGAUGCCUUCUAUGAUGAUGAGGAUGAUGAGGAAGAAGAAUUGGAGAACCUGAUGGAUGAUGAAUCAGAAGAUGAGGCCGAAGAAGAGAUGAGCGUGGAAAUGGGUGCCGGAGCUGAGGAAAUGGGUGCUGGCGCUAACUGUGCCUGUGUUCCUGGCCAUCAUUUAAGGAAGAAUGAAGUGAAGUGUAGGAUGAUUUAUUUCUUCCACGACCCUAAUUUCCUGGUGUCUAUACCAGUGAACCCUAAGGAACAAAUGGAGUGUAGGUGUGAAAAUGCUGAUGAAGAGGUUGCAAUGGAAGAGGAAGAAGAAGAAGAGGAGGAGGAGGAGGAAGAGGAAAUGGGAAACCCGGAUGGCUUCUCACCUUAGGCAUGCAGUUGCAAAGCCCAGAAGAAAGAAAUGGACAGCGGAAGAAGUGGUUGUUUUUUUUUCCCCUUCAUUAAUUUUCUAGUUUUUAGUAAUCCAGAAAAUUUGAUUUUGUUCUAAAGUUCAUUAUGCAAAGAUGUCACCAACAGACUUCUGACUGCAUGGUGAACUUUCAUAUGAUACAUAGGAUUACACUUGUACCUGUUAAAAAUAAAAGUUUGACUUGCAUACACUA
Mus musculus (house mouse) is the source of this 1178-nucleotide messenger RNA. RefSeq names its product tumor rejection antigen P1A (gene Trap1a). Gene Ontology annotation, cellular component: nucleus. The coding region runs from base 272 to 946 and encodes 224 amino acids. The transcript has 3 exons. Lineage: Eukaryota; Metazoa; Chordata; Mammalia; Rodentia; Muridae. The record is from RefSeq and is marked validated.